This is a messenger RNA of Pogona vitticeps (central bearded dragon), 1594 nucleotides long. NCBI's taxonomy places the organism in Eukaryota, Metazoa, Chordata, Lepidosauria, Squamata, Agamidae. The record is from RefSeq and is a predicted model, not a curated record.
AGUCCUUCCGGGGCGCCUGACUCUGGGAGAAGCAUUUCGAAGGCUCCCAUUUCCGGUGUCCUUCUCUCUUAGGAGUGGCGGCGUGGUGAGGGGAGAAAGGGACUCGGGACCCGUGUUUGUUUGAAGGUUGCUAUGGCUCAGAGCCUGAAAGACUUUGCUGGGCGCCUGCCCACUGGCCCACGUGGAAUGGGCACAGCCUUAAAGUUGCUUUUGGGUGCAGGUGCUGCAGCCUAUGGAAUCCGGGAGUCUGUCUUUACUGUGGAGGGUGGCCAAAGAGCAAUAUUCUUCAACCGCAUUGGUGGAGUUCAGCAGGACACCAUUCUUGCUGAAGGACUUCAUUUCAGAAUUCCUUGGUUCCAGUAUCCCAUCAUUUAUGAUAUUCGAGCUCGGCCCCGUAAGAUCUCCUCGCCAACUGGCUCCAAAGACUUACAGAUGGUGAACAUCUCCUUGCGUGUUCUGUCACGCCCCAAUGCUGCAGAAUUGCCCAGCUUAUACCAGCGCCUUGGUCUAGACUAUGAAGAACGGGUCCUGCCUUCCAUUGUUAACGAAGUGCUCAAAAGUGUAGUGGCAAAGUUCAACGCUUCACAGCUCAUUACCCAACGAGCUCAGGUCUCUCUACUUAUCCGGCGGGAGCUGACAGAGCGAGCUAAGGAUUUUAGCCUUAUUCUAGAUGACGUUGCCAUCACGGAACUGAGCUUCAGUCGGGAGUACACAGCUGCAGUUGAGGCCAAGCAAGUGGCCCAGCAAGAGGCACAGCGAGCUCAGUUCCUAGUGGAGAAGGCUAAGCAAGAGCAGAGGCAGAAGAUUGUUCAAGCAGAGGGAGAAGCCACCGCUGCCCAGAUGAUUGGUGAAGCCCUCAGCAAGAAUCCAGGUUAUAUCAAGCUACGCAAGAUCCGUGCUGCCCAGAACAUUUCUAAGACGAUUGCUUCAUCUCAGAACCGUGUGUAUCUUACAGCUGAUAACUUAGUGCUGAAUCUACAAGAUGAAGCUUUUACUAGAGGAAGUGACAGCCUCCUGCUUAAGCAGGUGAAAAAAUGAAGUAGUCAUCGCUUCCUAAAACCAUCCAGACACCUGGUCAUGAGAGUUAUGGACAGCCUUGGUAGUGCCCUGCACAUAUCUUCUGCCCAUAAAUGUUCUCCUUGGCCUGAGCCUUCCUUUCAGUUGGCUUCUUCACUUGCAUCAACUUCCUUGCCCACUCAUAAGAAGCUCUUUCUGACUGAUGGGUGCUCUCUUGGGUGCUCAUCUUAUCCCUCUCCACCUUAAGAAUGGGGCCCAAGGUAAACAGCAGAAAGGGUGCAUGGUGUUGUCUUCCGGGUGAGGGGAUCGGUUUCAUCUAGAUCAGAUUGUUGCUUUCCUCUGCCAGUUCGGUCUGAGUGGUGUCUUGCACAUCAUGCAAGGAGUCUCCGACUUCAGUGGGUUUCUUGCUGUCCCCCCAACUGAGCACCUCAUCUCAGGAAUGGAUGGAUGGGUCAUGGGGCCUCUGCAAGUGCUGUAAUCUCCGUUUAUGUACUUUCUAUCACCUUGUAAUUUGCAUCUUUUUAAAAAAUAAAAUCAGGUCCCAAAUUCCGCCCUGCCUUUGGGUCAAACUAAACAA